Lethenteron reissneri (Far Eastern brook lamprey) is the source of this 1570-nucleotide messenger RNA. RefSeq lists its product as uncharacterized. Lineage: Eukaryota; Metazoa; Chordata; Hyperoartia; Petromyzontiformes; Petromyzontidae. The record is from RefSeq and is a predicted model, not a curated record.
GACUUCCGGAAGUUGCCCUCUGACCCCUGGGCUUUAUGUUAAAGGCAGCAGCGGCGGCGGCGAGAGAGCUUGACGGUCCGCCCGCGUUGCGUUGUUUCCCCUCCUCGCUGUGGUGGUGGUGGUGCCUCUGCCGCUCCUUCCCCGGGUUAUUUCGAAGGGUUUGCGAAACGCAUGGCCACACUGAUGCAGAUCUACCAGUGUUCCAAGUGCCUGGAGCAGUUUCACGAUGUGGACCUGGCCCUCACGCACGACUGUCCACUGCUGGAGGCGGAGACCAGCGUCCCUGACCCACCCAGCUCGCCUCCCGUUGCCAGCUCUCCCAGCCAGAACGAUAGCAAGGACACUGAUAUCAACGAUUUGACAUUACAGUGCAGGACACAUUCUCCAGCUCACAAAUGGGGCGAGGAGACCACCCAGCUGCUCAUUGCGCUCUACAAGGAACGGCAACAUCAGUUCACGUGCGGAAAGCACAAGAAGAAGAACCUGUGGAACGAAAUAUCCAGCGGCCUCCAGGCCAAGGGCCACAUGUUCACGCAGUGGCAGUGCGAACACCGGUGGAAGAUGCUACUCAAGGUCUACAGCAAAGUCGUUGACCAGCACAAGUUCGGCAAUAGUCAGACGGAAUGCACCUUCUUCAAUGAGCUCGAUGAGAUGUACGGGCCAGACGCAGAGAUCCACCCCGUGGCCACGCGCAGCUCGCUCAUCAUGAACCGGCCCUUAAUGGUGCAAGUGGUGCUGUCGGAGCAGGGCGACCACCAGCUGAGCGAGGAGGUCCCGUCGUCGCAACCGGAGGUGCUCGAGUGGCCCGUUGCAUCGGCCACCGCGGUGGAGGAGGAGGUCCAGGUCAGAGCGAGGAAGAGGCGCAGGGUGAUGUGGAACAGUGGUGUGCCCCAGUGGGUCAAGGACUUAAAGAAGGAAAGCUUCGACUUAGAGUUGCAGAAGAUUGAGGAUGCACGCCAGAUGCACGAGGAGGAGAUGGGCGUGCUCUCGGAGUUGCUGGGCAUUCUCAAAUCGCGUGUUAAAGGCAAACUUUCCGACGAUUUGGUCGCUUCUGCAACGCUCUGAGGUGUUCCCCGUGCAUCGAUGCACGGAGAGAAAUUUGAUGUGGGCUAUGAAACAGAUGCAAAAAAAAUUCUCAGAUGCAGAUGAGCAUAAUUAACUUGUCAUUAAUAGGUUUUGCGCCUUGUAUACAGCUUGCAUUGUAAAGUGCCCUGGAAAGGGCGCUAUAUAAAUACUAAAUAGAAUAAAGGUAGCGUGUUUAAAAACUACUUUGUUUUCACACAGGUGCAUUGUGCAUUUUUUUAUACUUAAGUUUUGUUUCCAGUGUUUUAGUCAUUCAAACACUGAAAUAUAAUUUACAAUAUGGCAGAGUUUAGCUUUGAAUUGCUGACAUGUGUUUUACUCAGAUUAAGAACAUUGCUAUUUUGUAACCUUUCUUUUUGGUGAUGUUACUCAAACCGGUAUUGACAAGGCUUGUACCAAAGCAGGAUCAACAGGCCUCUUACCCAUUGAGCUAUUGUGCUGGUUAUUGUUCAUCGCCUAUUUCAUGUCCAAAUAAACACGAUAAGUA